AAUCAAAUCUCAUGGGCAGAAUCUCGGAGCAGUGAAUUGAGCAGGAAGAAAAACGUGAAGUGGCAGAAGAAAUGGAGGAACAGAUGGCCGACAAAGCACCACCAGCUGAAGUGGAGGUCAAGUCAGAGGCUAAACUCAUCCUCUAUCACUGGACACAGUCCUUCAGUUCCCAAAAGGUACGACUGGUGAUUGCUGAAAAGGGGUUGAAAUGUGAAGAGCAUGAUGUAAGCCUUCCACUGAGUGAACAUAAUGAGCCUUGGUUUAUGCGUUUAAAUGCAUCAGGAGAAGUCCCUGUGCUCAUUCACAAAGAGAACAUAAUUUGUGAUGCAACUCAGAUUAUUGACUACCUUGAAGAUACUUUUGUGAAUGAAAAGACUCCAAAAUUAAUGCCAGAAGAAGGAAGUAUGUAUUAUCCAAGGGUCCAACACUACAGAGAACUCCUAGAUUCCUUGCCUAUGGAUGCAUACACACAUGGCUGCAUUUUACAUCCUGAAUUAGCAGUAGACUCCAUGAUUCCUGCGUAUGCCACGACCAGAAUUCGCAGCCAAAUAGGUAAUACUGAAUCUGAAUUAAAGAAACUUGCUGAAGAAAAUCCAGAUCUGCAAGAAGCAUAUAUAGCAAAGCAGAAACGACUCAAAUCUAAAUUGAUGGACCAUGAUAACAUAAAAUACUUACAGAAAAUACUAGAUGAAUUGGAAAAAGUUUUGGAUCAGGUUGAAACUGAGUUGCAAAGGAGAAAUGAAGAAACACCAGAAAAUGGACAUCAACCUUGGCUCUGUGGAGAAUUCUUUAGCUUGGCUGACGUAUCCCUUGCUGUAACACUCCAUCGGCUGAAGUUCAUUGGACUAGCAAGGAGAAGCUGGGGCAAUGGAAAGCGGCCUAACUUGGAAGCCUAUUAUGAGCGUGUCUUGAAGAGACAACCAUUUCAUAAGGUUUUGGGACAUGUCAACAACAUACUAAUCUCAGCAGUUCUUCCAACAGCAUUUCGAGUAGCAAAGAAGAGGGCACCCAAAGUGUUUGGCACAACUCUUCUGGCUGGCUUUUUAGCAGGAAUAGCAUAUUUUGCAUUUAUGUUUGCUCGGAAGAGGUUUGCUAACUUGCUAUUAUCAAUAAGAGGAAGGCAGAGUUAUCUGUAGAUGCUUCCUUGCUAGAUCGGAAUUGGAGUACUUUAUUUUCCAAAGAGGCUGAUUUGAAGAAUAAUGGUCCAAAAUAUUGUCUUCUAUUAUUAGGCCUUUUUCUGAUUGUAGAGAUACAUUAGUAAUAUAAAAGAAUCUUGCAAAUUUAAGACAAAAACACAACGAUUAAUUUCAAACAUCUUGCUAAGCUAUUAUAUGUUCAAUAUGAUUUUUAUUUAGUGUAAUACAUCCACCAGCCACUAUGGUUCAUAAACUAUUGUUGAGGGGUUCCCAGUUGUAACCAAUGUUUCAGUAACCUAUGAGUAAAAAUACCCCACAAUUAGCUCAAUGUAUGAAACAGCCAGUAGCUUGUUUGUGGAAUUGAGGAACAAUAUUUUUCAUGCUUCAUGCUGCCUUUAUUUUUUUAUUUUUUUAUAAUAUAUUUAUUAAUUUUCAAUAUCAAACUUUAAAAUAAAAAUUAACAAAAAAAGGGAAAGGGAAUUAAACUAAAAUCAAGUGACAAAAAUAUAUCAAACAAAUUUAUAAGAAAAAUGACCUCUAUCUUUCUUUUGGUACAGUGAUAAUAAUAAUACAACCACCUUUUUCUUCGUUUAAAUAAAUAGCACUAAUAUACAAAACACCUUAAAAUACUAAUAAUCAACUUACUGAAAUCCCCAAUAUGCACAAAAUAUUCUUCUCUUAGUUUUAUCUAAGAAGUAGUAAAUUAUUAAAUAGAGAUCUCUCUGUUUAAAAAGCUGCAUUAUUUAUCUAGUCAAACCCAGUCUAAUCUUCGGAUCUCAAAGUCAAAAGUUGAUUUUUCUCGUUAUUCUAGAAGAAAACUAAUAAUGGUCUCCAAGUCAUAAGAAAUUUAGUCAAAUCAUGCCACCUUUCUUUACCUACAGAAGAAUUUAUCUGGAGAACAGGGCUAGGCGUCUGAGCAGGAUGGGAUGAAGGGUGCAGAGUUGUGGGUUAAAGAUGGAUUUAUCCAAAACUGGAUAGAUAAAAUUUUCUGUGCAGAGCCCUUCAUAUAAUUUUGAUUAAAUCCCUCCCCAUCACAUCACUCUGCAUAUUAUCUCUUUAUGUUAAGGUGAGUCCCUACCCCUUCAUUUUUCCUAUACUUACUUAGUUACUUAGUUACUUAGUUAGUUAGUUACUUACUUACUUACUUACUUACUUUAUUUAUUUAGCCAUCUUACCAAUAAACAAACUCUAGGUGACUUACAAAUGAUAAAAAAGAUAAAUACAGAAACAAUUACAAUUUAAAAUGCCACAAAAAGUUAUGUCAUUUAUAAAAGUCAUAAUAUUGAGUCAUUAUAUCUUACCAGUGAAUUUGUUAGUAAGCAAUGGAAGUUUAUACCUGUUAUUUUAAUAGAUUGUUGUACUGCGAUUGGCUCAUAAGGCAAGUCCAUUAAAUGUUGGCUGACACAGUGACACAUGCUUCAAUUACAGCCUUAAAAAUAAAUGAUUAGAUAGAUAUUUGAUACAUAGCAGGUAGGAUUUCAAGGCACAAAUUAAAGUUAUGCCUAUGUUUGUGUGAUUUGGAAACAUUUAUGCACAUUAGUGAUCUAUAAUCUAUUUAUUUUGAAGCAGUGUGCAUUUUAUACUGGAUUUUGUGCAGAUAAUAUAUUGGUAAUUUUUUUUCUUAACAUAAACAUAUGUUUCGUGCUAGUGUAUUAAUGCCAUCUUUGAUGUACUUCAGAAAAUAUCUGUUUCACAAAUACAGUUUCUUCAGAAUAAACAUGAGCACAGUG
Thamnophis sirtalis is the source of this 2866-nucleotide messenger RNA. NCBI's taxonomy places the organism in Eukaryota, Metazoa, Chordata, Lepidosauria, Squamata, Natricidae. The record is from RefSeq and is a predicted model, not a curated record.